Molecule: messenger RNA, 1688 nt
Organism: Elaeis guineensis (African oil palm)
Lineage: Eukaryota; Viridiplantae; Streptophyta; Magnoliopsida; Arecales; Arecaceae
Source: RefSeq, a predicted model, not a curated record
CAACUCCCUUGAUUCAGAUGCAUUCACAAAAGAUGGAUUGGUUGAGCAGAUAAGUAUGACAUGGGAUCGUUCAGACUAUCUGUGGUACACGACAUAUGUCAACAUAGGGCAGGAUGAACAAUUUCUGAAAAAUGGCAAGUAUCCGAUCCUUAGUGUGCUAUCAGCUGGUCAUGCUAUGCAUAUUUUCAUCAAUGGACAACCAGCAGGGAAUGUUUAUGGUGGUCUAGACAAUCCAAAACUGACAUAUAGUGGAAACGUUAAGUUAUGGGCAGGCAGCAACAAGAUCUCCAUUCUAAGUGUCGCUGUUGGGCUCCCUAAUGUUGGGAACCAUUUUGAGACAUGGAAUGCUGGUGUUCUUGGGCCGGUAACCCUGGACGGUCUUAAUGAGGGAAAGAGAGAUCUUUCAAGGCAGAAAUGGACUUACCAGGUUGGUUUGAAAGGAGAAGCUCUGAGCCUUCACUCACUUAGUGGAAGUUCUUCUGUUGAAUGGGGAGAGGGAUCUAAAGGGCAGCCCUUAACAUGGUACAAGACUGUCUUCAAUGCACCAGCUGGGAAUGAGCCAUUGGCUUUAGAUAUGAAUAGCAUGGGAAAAGGUCAAAUAUGGAUUAACGGAGAGAGCAUCGGUCGAUACUGGCCAGGCUACAAGGCAUAUGGUUCUUGUGGUGGUUGUGAUUACCGUGGAACAUACAACGAGAAAAAAUGUCAAACCAAUUGUGGGGAGUCCUCUCAAAGAUGGUAUCAUGUCCCUCGCUCCUGGCUAAACCCAACUGGAAACCUGUUGGUUGUGUUUGAAGAGUGGGGUGGUGACCCAACUGGAAUUUCUAUGGUAAAAAGAAAAGUUGGAAGUGUUGGUGCGGAACUUUCUGAAUGGCAGCCUUCACUUAAUAACUGGAAUACCAAAGCCUAUGGUAGACCAAAAGCACAAUUAUCUUGUCCUCCUGGACAGAAGAUGACAAACAUAAAUUUUGCUAGCUUUGGCACUCCACAAGGAGUGCACGGAAGUUUCUCAGAAGGCACCUGUCAUGCCUCCCAUUCAUAUGAUGCUUUCAAGAAGAACUGUGUUGGCCAGCAAUGGUGCUCAGUCACUGUCUCUUCAGAAAUGUUUGGAGGAGACCCAUGCCCCGGCACUAUGAAGAAGCUUGCGGUCGAGGCUGUCUGUGAAUAAUUGCCCACAGAAGUAUCGAUUAAGUUAAAACAAAGGAGAUGAGGCCAUAUUCUUCUUUGUUAUAUAUAUACCUUACAUACAGAAUUAAUAGAGUUUCAUUGCAAGUGUGGACAGUUAAAAUCUGGAGGCUGUUACCUUUGGUUAUUGGCAGAGUUGCAGGAACUGCGGCACUGACCAGCAAGGGACUGCCUAAUUAAGUUGGAGAAGAAAAUAUUCAUGUACAUAGGCCAGAUGUUAGAUAUGGUUUGUCAACAAUAUAGAAAAAGAUUGGAGGUGCUAAAGCUUCGAGUGCACAUGUGACUCUGCGUAUAUUGAGUCCAUCUGCAUGCUGAAGCGAUUAAAGCUAAAGGUCAGACUGUUGUUUGCAAGGGAUUGGAUCAUCAUUAUCUGAGCAAUAAGCCAGUUCAAAGUGCUUGGCUGGACUGGUGUCUUUUAUUCUUCUAAGAACAAAUGAUUGUGUUAUGCUUCCAAUUGUUGAAGUCUGUAAGCAUUUUGAUUCAUAAUAAAAAUUGUGGUUGUUCCA